AUGGCGAGUGUGACCCUGCGCCUGGGGCCCGAGCAGCUCAAGCCCUUUGUGAGUGCGAUCACGUGCGUGAGCAAGGCGGGGAAGGAGAUCAGCCUCGAGUGCGACGCCGAGACCAUCACGCUCCGCGCGCUCAACGACGCGCACUCGGCGUCGGCCGAAAUCACCUUUGACAGCGGCUUUCUGGACGGCUACGCGCCGCCCUCGCUCGCCGGCGACGGCCGCCCGACCGCGCUCGUGAAGUGCACAACCAUGGCGAGCACGUGGCAGUCAGUCUUUCGAUCGCUCAAGAACGUGCUCUCGAUGGAGAUUAUGCUCGAGGUCGAGGACGACGACGCUGGCCAUGGCCACGACGCGGUCGACGCCUCCGUGAUUGUGUUUCGCCUUUGCUGCGACAAGCGCAUCACCAAGACACACCGCAUCAAGACGACUGACACGCAGACGCUGCGGCCCAUCUUUGACAAGGCGUCGUCGCCGAACCGCAUCAAGAUGCGCCCUUUCCACCUCACGACGCUCCUUCAGCACAUUCAUGGCACGGACGAAGUGAGCAUGUCGUGCGGGAAGGAUCAAGUUCGCUUUGAGAGCUACUACACCAACCCGCUCGAUGUCAAGAAGCACGUGCACACCGAGACGACGGUCGACACAUCCGAGUUCAUCGCGUACGUCUUCGAGUCUGGCGCGGAUGCGUUGAACGAGGCGGCGCUGCUAGCAUACUGCGACGCGUGCGGCCUCGCCGAGCUCGUCUUUUACUUCAGCGACGGCGGCAGCCCGAUCCUACUCUCGACCGAGUCGGUGGCCACGGCCUCGUACGGUGCCCAAAUCGUCCUCUCAACAGUCGCGACACUCCACGCCGGGCCGACCCAAGACGCAUGCCCGUCGCAAGAAGCCGAGUACGAGCACAACGCAUCCUCCACGGCCAAAAAGCAGAAGCGGUCCUCUUCCUAA
Saprolegnia parasitica CBS 223.65 is the source of this 942-nucleotide messenger RNA. RefSeq lists its product as hypothetical. The transcript has 6 exons. Gene Ontology annotation, biological process: cellular response to ionizing radiation; DNA replication checkpoint signaling; DNA repair. The coding region runs from base 1 to 942 and encodes 313 amino acids. Lineage: Eukaryota; Oomycota; Saprolegniomycetes; Saprolegniales; Saprolegniaceae. Gene Ontology annotation, cellular component: checkpoint clamp complex. The record is from RefSeq and is a predicted model, not a curated record.